CUCCUGCAGCGCCACCAUGAGAACAAUUCUGAUCGCGUGCUUCGUCGCCUCGGCCUUUGGGCAGAGCAACUUGCAGGGAUUAAAGGAAGUGAACCACCUCAGGUCCCUGGCACAGCCUCACCUUCCCAGAGAUGACAACGUGCUCCAUCAGACGCAGGAAUUCCUCCUCAAGUUUGCUGAGCUGAAGGCCCUCGCCGACGCCGCUCCUGACCCGGUGGAUGAGCGCCAAGCGCGCCCAUCCGCCCCUCGCUUCACGCCCAGCCACUCUCCCGCCCCCGUCCGCGCCCCCGCCCCUCUCCCUCCCCCUCCCGCCCCUGCCCCUCACCGCUUCGCCCCCUCCCAGCCCUCGUCCGACACCUUCGACGUGAACAUGAAGAUCGCCAGCCUCCUGUCGCAGCAUCACGCCCCCGUGGCUCCCCCCCGCCAGCCGCAGUUCGCCCCCCAGCAGGUGCCCACCUUCGCCGUCCAGGAUAACUUCGCGUCGCAGCAGAACUUCGGCCGCCCGAGCGCCGCCCCCGUCCGCCAGCGCCCCGUCGACCUCAGCAUCCCCACCACCAACGAGCACGGCCUCCUGAUCAACCCCGAGCGCUUCCCGGGGCCCCUCGCCGACACCGUCCCUGCCGGCGUCGGGGGCAGGGUCCAGCACGUGCAGUUCACGCCCGAGGUGGCCGCCGCCCACAAGAACCUCGCCGACGCCCACGCCCAGAUCCUCAGCCUCCAGUCGAACCUCCGCGUCUGAGUUGUCACGACACGCGAUCAGCCAUGGGACCAGUCAGUAGUGAGGUGCAGCUCAUGCGCGAUGUAGAUAUCAUGCUUUCAUAAAGUAUUUAUAAAUAUCCCAAAA
This is a messenger RNA of Penaeus monodon (black tiger shrimp), 844 nucleotides long. RefSeq names its product translation initiation factor IF-2-like. The transcript has 5 exons. The coding region runs from base 17 to 739 and encodes 240 amino acids. NCBI's taxonomy places the organism in Eukaryota, Metazoa, Arthropoda, Malacostraca, Decapoda, Penaeidae. The record is from RefSeq and is a predicted model, not a curated record.